AGUUAAACUCCGGGUGUGAUUCGUCUAACAAAUCAAAAUAAUUCGCGGACGCGAAUUUCAGUUUUAUCAUCAUCACUCUUAUGUCUAUUUCCAACUGAAAACGUUGUCGUCGUCGUUGUCGAACGUGUCGCUGCCGUGCUGUUUCUCUAGUCCUAUUUAACAGUCUCGGUUAAUUUAAAAUAACUAAACAAAAAGCCCGACUAUAGAAACAGUUCAUUCAUUCAUACAUAAAUGUGCCAACAUUUUAUAUGAACGUAAAUGUGAACAAAAAGAAAAAAUAAACGCGCGCGAACUCCUCCACAAAGAAAUUUCUCAAACCAAAACAAACAAAGCCAACACAAUUCAAUAGAAAAGAUACAAAACUGCACCGGACACAAUGAGUGUUAACGGUGACUUGAUGGUUGUCAGAAACGGACGUUCCACAAGUCAAGUGUCAGUCUACAAUUACCCGGAGCAUUUGAAUCCAUUUUACGAAGACGAUAAUCACAAACGCUUGAGAUUUUGGCAAAUUAAUAAAAACUCAAAAGAUGGCCAGGGCAGACGAAAUAGUUUCUCAUUGGGCGGUCUCAAGGAUAUGUGGGCAUUUAAAUCAUUUCGAUUGAAGAAAAAAUCAUCAAGCUUAGGUAUAAAUAAAACAUCAGAAAGUCCACCACCACUACGUCGAGAUAUAUUCAACAACGAAAACGGUUAUAGCACAUAUGAUCCUCGUAUGCGCUAUACAACUGGAGCAACAAAUGGUACUCUUGGUGUUAAUAAUGCGUUCCAAAGAAACGUCCCAUAUCGAAGUUCACUUCAAGAUAUGAGAAAUACCCAGCCGGAUCAUCCUAUCAAUGGUAUUGGUUUCAAUCGGAACGAUAGAUAUCGCAGCACAAUUCAACCGGCCACAACAAGCGGAAGUGGAAGUGGCGGAACAACGCCAACACAAUCGCUAACAUUACCAACAUCCCGAAGGUACGUGUAUCGCGGGUCUGUUACCCCGCAACCAGUACGUAAUCUUGAAUUUAAUAGUGACUCUUUGGGAAUGAUAAGCCACGGAUCAUCUCAAGUUAGUGUGGCCAGCACAAAUCCAUUUGAUGAUGAAGAUGAUGAUGAUGUUGUAAUGGGUGGUAUCUCUGCCUCAUCUACACCUGCAAAACAUCCUGCACGAAAAAAGCGACGUGCUCCACCACCACCAAUUCCAGUGCAUCAAAUAAUCAAAGAAGAAAGCUCGAGUGCUGGUUCCACUCCUAGUCACAAACCAUCAUCCACCACUCAGCCCAACAACAACAGUUCCACAGCCAACGAAGAGGAAAUUCACAAUCUUACCGCUGAAAUUGAGAGUUUCGUUAAGUCGUCCAACAACGAUAGUACCGAAAAUCAUCAUGAAGUUCGAUCCUCAUCUACAACAACUGUGGUCACUACAAAUUCACUUAAACAAAAUGGUACAAUACCAAAAAGUCAUAAUUCACCAACCCGCGAAUCAAGCAGAUCGAUUAAUUCGAGUAUCGAUAUUAUUGUUACUCCCGAUGAUGAACCAUUAUUCAUUAGGGAAGAUGAAGAUCCUGCUGAUUUGAAGAUAGAAGAUUCUUCCGUGAAGGAAGAGAAGAAAAAAGUGAAUCAUAUCGGUAAUGUGGAAACAAUCCAUAUCCGUACAGAAAGCCCUCGGUCGACACCGGAAAGAAUUGAGUCAUCACCAGGUGGCGUAUCAUCUUUCCGUUCAGAAUCGAAACCACAUUCGUCUGAGGAAAUAGUAAUAGUUAGCACGAAUAAAGAAGCUGUGACUAUCAAAGAAUCACCGGAGAAACCAAGACCUCCUAUUGCAACUAAGCCAAUGCUUCCAAAGUCUCCACCACCUGUUUCUCCUAGAUUGUCAAAUGCUCGUCGAGAAGUUUUUAUAGCUGAAACUCCAGAUACUCCUGCAAUGAGACGAAAAGAAAUAAAAGUGGUCGAAGAAGUGCCUUCCUCCCCAGAAACGCCACAUAGGGAGAUAGGAAUUGACGUUGGUGCUCAUCGUAAGACACCUACACCUUCGCGCCAUGAAGUUACUAUUAAAAUUGUUGCGGUAGGUGAAGAUAGAAAACAUCAACCAGCUUCACCGGUUUCAACUCCUGUCCCAGCUGUGAGGGAGCAAAAACCCACACCGCCUGAACGAAAAUCACCUCACACAGCUGUUAGAAAAGUUGAAGUGACCGAAACAGAGCUAAGCUCUCAAGUAGAGUCAAAGCCAUCGCCAAAACCUAAAGAAGAAAUUAAGAUUGAAGAAAAUAUUUCCAAUCUUGAAGAAGAUCUUCCGACAACAAUUUCCGAGCUUCAGUUAAUUAUUUCUGAAAUCGAAGAAGUUGCUGAUCGAAUAGAAGAUUCCACUACACAAUCAAACCUUCCUAAACCCGUUACAACUCUAACUCAAACUUCUGAAGUUGACGCCCAUCCAGCUCCUAUUCAGAAGCCUCCGAGACAUAAGCACUUUGUUGAAGAUAUCAACGAAAAUAUUUACCGGCCACGACCAAGUCAAUGGAAGGAAUCGACACUAGCCCCGUUGGAGCCAGUUCCCCCAGAAAAACGACGAUCUGUCAAACAAAUCAUCGAUUCCAUCAAUCGAAGCCAAAAACUCCUCGGCGGUGCAAAGAAAGAAGAAGAAAUCGAGAUCGAUGCCAAUAAUCCACAACGAAAUCAAAGCGAAACAAAUACCAAUGCCAUGGAACAAAAUCUUAAAAGUUUGGCCGAGUCCCAACGAGAGAUGAAGCGAAUGCUUCUUGAACUCGAAGGACUCGAGAAUGCCCACGAACACGAACAGAAGCUUUCUAAUAAGGCAGAUGAGAAUUUUCAAGGCAUCUUAGACACAAUUGUGUCAACGCUAGCUAAAGAAACUGAUAAAAAUGGCAACAUGGAGGUGUUCAAAAAAUGCACCAUUACAAAAGAAGUCAACAACACGUCGAGAGAAUCUUCGCCAACUAGUUCUAACCUCGAUUGGAAUCCAUUGCCAAAGCCCAAGCGAACUAAUAAAAAUCUUUCACCAGAACUCCAAGUGAAGAGGAAUAACAAAUAAUAAUACUUCAAAACUCUCAACACUGAUGUGUUUGAAUGAUUUUUUGGCGUUGGUGAAUUUAAUAAAAAUGUGACCUCAUAAAAAUCCUUUUGUGCAAUAUUCAAAGGUUCAUCUUUAAAAAAAAAAUGAAGAACUUUAUAAUUUGGAUCGUGAAAAAAAGAACUAAAACUCCAAAUAAGUUCAUUAGAGCCCACGACAGCGAAAAAAAAUUUAAAUUUAUACAUAAUUAAUUAUUACUCCUAUAUUAUAUCGCCUUAUAUAAAGAAAAGAAAUAAUUUAUAAUUAUAUUAUAUAUUACGUUAUGUGUUAUGAUAAUUUUUAUUAUUUAUAAAUAUUUAAACAAAUAAUUAGCAAAGUCAAGAUGAUUAAACGUGGGUUUAUUUUUUUUUGUAAUCGCGCUAAGCAGCUAACCAAUCAAUGGGAUAAUUUUUAGAAAUUUAAUAAAGUCUAUGUGCCUAAAGUUUCAAUUUUAUUCUAACUUUUCAAUAA
Eupeodes corollae is the source of this 3514-nucleotide messenger RNA. RefSeq lists its product as uncharacterized. The transcript has 6 exons. Lineage: Eukaryota; Metazoa; Arthropoda; Insecta; Diptera; Syrphidae. Bases 377 to 3025 code for a protein of 882 amino acids. The record is from RefSeq and is a predicted model, not a curated record.